UUUUAUCCUAUAUUGACCUCUAUCUCUCUAUUUAACAGUUAUAAAAAAAAAAAAGGGGCCUGCUCCAUUCGAUUCACUGGAAACCCCCAAAAUCGCUGAAGAACGAACGCCUCUUGAGCUCAGAUAGGGUUUAGAUUUCUAGAGAUAAUUUAUGGCGACAUCUGAAGGAGGAGAACCGGAGUAUGAGAGUGAUCCAGAGGAGUUGAACCGUUCAUUGGCGAGGAGGAGGAGAGAAGCCAGUGAUGACGAUAGUGAUGAUGAUAGAGAUGUUGUUAAUAAUCAGAGGGAUGAGAUUGAUUCCGACAUCUCUGAUGAACAGAUUGGUGCUGUGAAGUAUGAUAAUGAAGAAGAUGGGGAGGAUAGUUUAGAUGAAGAGGAGGAGGAGGAGGAUGGGGAAGGUGUUGCGGUUGAUGAUGACAAGAGGAGUAGUGUUGUGAAGGAGGCUGGUGUUGAUUUGGAUGGGGAUGUGGAUGAAAAGGAGAAGCAACAGGCUGCUGUGCCCACUGGUGGAGCUUUUUAUAUGCAUGAUGACAGAUCAGCGCCUUACUCUGUGAGGCGAACUCGCGGUGGAAGGAGACCGUGGGGAUCUGGAGAGGAAGGAAAAUGGGGACAUGACAAAUUUGAAGAGAUGAACACUCGGGAUAAAAAUUAUGAUCAGAGGACUUAUAGAGGCCGAUUCAGAGGUCGGGGUCGGGGUCGGGGUAGGGGACAAGAGCGUGGAAACGCUAGAGGGAGCAGUUCUAACGCAUCAACCAGUAAUGGACAGAAAAUUUAUCUUCCUAAAGCUGUCACACAAGGGAGAGGUCCCAGAAAAUUUGAGACUCCACUGACAAAGGGAAAUCAAGCACAUUCCGAGCAAAGCAAACAGUUACGAAAUUCUAAUGGGUCACAAAACUCGCAUGAGAAAAUGUCCAACCUUGAUUCAAGACGUUCACCAACUGCCCCUGCUAAAACCGGGAAUGAAGGUCCCAAUGCCAGAAAGAAUGUAGCUGCUUCAAGUUUAAGUUCCGCUUCUCCUCCAUUUUAUCCUUCAGUGCCCUCCAGUAACUUGGUACAUGGUAUACAAGUUGGUAUGGAAGGACUUCACAUGAAUCAAAGUGCCGCACCUUCUGGGAAGAAGUAUAGGAAUACAAAAGCUGUUGUUUCACCAGUUUGGACUGCCAAGGCUUCUCAGUCCACGGGUCAAGGUAGAGGUGCACCUGUUACUGGAAAUGUGUAUUACCCGAAAGCUCAUAGUCAAGGUGACAGAUUUUCAUCACCAAUGCAACUGAAUGGAGAUUCAAAAGGCACUGGACAAAGCUGUAUUAAACCUUCUGGUCAGGGUUUUGAUCAGGAUUCUGCUGUUAUCAGAUCCUUGUCUUCCUCUCCACAGAGAACUAGCUCACUAAGAAAUCAAUUUCCUCAUGGUGAAAUAGAAUCUGCGUCGGAAACAGGUGCAUCGGGUGGCAAGGGAAAAGGGACUCUCCGGCCUAGUGGUGGAAGUGGCUCUUUUAUGUAUAAUGGAUCUCAAAUGAUGGGGCGAGCAGAAAGCCUGCCAUCUGCUGACAAUUCUACCUUCCCUACUUUUCUGCCUUUUAUGCAGUUUGGUGGUCAGCAUGGUGGGGUUCCGGCUUUUGGAAUGGCUUAUCCAGGAUACGUCCAGUCUGAAGAUGGUGUUAGAAAUCCGGAGAUGACAUGGAUGCCCAUUUUGAACGGUCCAGGAGCUUUAGGGGCUUCAUUCACUCCACCAUAUGUGGCUAAUCAAGCACACAAGCUAGCGUUAUCUUCCUCGUUAGGAUCCUCCAGCAGAGAGAAUAGUACAAAUAACCUUAUUGACCUGGAGAAUCCCAUGGAGAGGCCUGAGGUCACAGAGAGUGGGUCACGACAGCAAAGCAACAACCCAAGCAAGCAGCCUCGUAGGUACUCGGAGAUGAGCUUUAGGAAGUGAUAACAUCUGUGAGAAUAUAAGAAGAGGGUUUGGGGACUCCUUGGCGCAGGGCUAUGUUGCUUUUCCAAGGUUCGUUACAGGACACUUUCAGGCAGCAACUGUUCCUAAAAAUCUUUGUUUUAUGAGGGAGGGAAAGAAUUAAAAACAAUACUACGAGUCUACUACUAGCAAAUAGAAUGGAGAAGGAACGUGGUGGUUCAUAUAAAAGCUAUGGGCAUCUAUGUAUUUGUGUUUUUUUGUAUUUUCGGUCUAUGCUUGUUUGGUUUUACGCUGUUUUCAGGAAAGUAGUUGUCCUAAGCCUUGGCCAGCCUGUUUGGUGUGUCUUUUUUUCUUUCCAAGAAUCUAAAUCUAAAAUACUACUCUAUUUGAACAUGUAAAUAUACGUUUUGCGAUGGUAUUUGACGUUUUUUCAUCUU
Camelina sativa (false flax) is the source of this 2343-nucleotide messenger RNA. RefSeq names its product protein MLN51 homolog. Lineage: Eukaryota; Viridiplantae; Streptophyta; Magnoliopsida; Brassicales; Brassicaceae. Gene Ontology annotation, molecular function: mRNA binding. The record is from RefSeq and is a predicted model, not a curated record. Gene Ontology annotation, biological process: mRNA processing. Gene Ontology annotation, cellular component: exon-exon junction complex.